Dryobates pubescens (Downy woodpecker) is the source of this 2435-nucleotide messenger RNA. It is a transcript of the gene PI4KB, whose product is annotated as phosphatidylinositol 4-kinase beta. The record is from RefSeq and is a predicted model, not a curated record. Lineage: Eukaryota; Metazoa; Chordata; Aves; Piciformes; Picidae. Gene Ontology annotation, molecular function: 1-phosphatidylinositol 4-kinase activity. The coding region runs from base 1 to 2433 and encodes 810 amino acids. The transcript has 11 exons. Gene Ontology annotation, cellular component: cytoplasm; membrane. Gene Ontology annotation, biological process: phosphatidylinositol-mediated signaling; phosphatidylinositol phosphate biosynthetic process.
AUGGGCGACGCUGCCCGAGGGGCGGGCGCAGAGCAGGCGCCCGGCUCGGCGGCGCAGGGCGGCGGUGGGAGCUCCCUCAGCGUCAUCACGGAGGGUGUCGGGGAGCUGGCGGUCAUCGACCCCGAGGUGGCCAAGAAGGCCUGCGAGGAGGUGCUGGAGAAGGUGAAGCUGAUGCACGGAGCCUCCUCCGACGGCCCGAGCGCGGCGGGCGGCGAGGCCGAGCGCGCCCCGCGCCCCGCGGCCGGCGCCGCCGGGGAGGGCUGCGGGGUCCGGUGCCCGGACGAGCCCCCCGGCACGGCCGCCGGCAUCCGCGGCGAGGAGGAGCCCGCGGCCAACACGGUGCGGAGCGCCCGCAAGCGGCAGAAGAACAACUCGGCCAAGCAGUCCUGGCUGCUGCGGCUCUUCGAGUCCAAGCUCUUCGACAUCUCCAUGGCCAUCUCCUACCUGUACAACUCCAAGGAGCCCGGGGUGCAGGCCUACAUCGGCAACAGGCUCUUCUGCUUCAGGGACGAGGAGGUGGACUUCUACCUGCCCCAGCUGCUGAACAUGUACAUCCACAUGGACGAGGACGUGGGGGACGCCAUCAAGCCCUACAUCGUGCACCGCUGCCGGCAGAGCAUCGACUUCUCCCUGCAGUGCGCGCUGCUGCUGGGCGCCUACUCCUCGGACAUGCACAUCUCCACGCAGCGGCACUCCCGCGGCACCAAGCUGCGCAAGCUCAUCCUCUCCGACGAGCUGAAGCCGGCUGGCAGGAGGAGGGAGCUGCCCGCGCUGGGCCCGGGCCCCGAGCCGGGGCUCUCCCCCUCCAAGAGGACUCACCAGAGGUCCAAGUCGGACGCCACGGUCUCCAUCAGCCUGAGCAGCAACCUGAAGCGCACGGCCAGCAACCCCAAGGUGGAGAGCGAGGAGGAGGAGCUCUCCUCCAGUACGGACAGUCUCGAUAAGUCUCCCUGUCCUCCUGUCAGACUCGCCCCUGAGAGGGAGUUCAUCAAGUCCCUGAUCGCCAUCGGGAAGCGCUUGGCCACCCUGCCCACCAAAGAGCAGAAGACCCAGAGGCUCAUCUCAGAGCUGUCCCUGCUGAACCACAAGCUGCCAGCAAGGGCCUGGCUGCCCACUGCUGGCUUUGACCACCACGUGGUGCGGGUGCCUCACACCCAGGCAGUUGUCCUCAACUCCAAGGACAAGGCUCCCUACCUGAUCUACGUGGAGGUGCUGGAGUGCGAGAGCCUGGAGACGGCGAGCGUGCCGGCGCGCAUCCCCGAGAACCGCAUCCGCAGCACGCGCUCGGCCGAGCACCUGCCGGCCUGCGGCGCCGCCGAGCCCCGGCCCCCCGCCUGCGACAACGACGACGAGGCCUGGGCCGUGGACGACAUCGUGGAGCUGCAGGUGGAGCUGCCAGAGAUCCACACCAACAGCUGUGACAACAUCUCCCAGUUCUCUGUGGACAGCAUCACCAGCCAGGAGAGCAGGGAACCAGUGUUCAUCGCUGCUGGAGAUAUCAGGAGGAGGCUGUCGGAGCAGCUGGCUCACACCCCCACGGCCUUCCGCAGGGACCCUGAGGACCCCUCUGCUGUCGCCCUGAAGGAGCCCUGGCAGGAGAAAGUCAGGAGGAUCCGGGAGGGGUCUCCCUACGGCCACCUGCCCUCCUGGCGCCUGCUCUCCGUCAUCGUCAAGUGCGGGGACGACCUCCGGCAGGAGCUGCUGGCCUUCCAGGUGCUCAAGCAGCUGCAGUCCAUCUGGGAGCAGGAGCGAGUCCCCCUCUGGAUCAAGCCUUACAAGAUCCUGGUGAUCUCCGCCGACAGCGGCAUGAUUGAGCCCGUGGUGAACGCUGUCUCCAUCCACCAGAUCAAGAAGCAGUCCCUGCUCUCCCUGCUGGAUUACUUCCUGCAGGAGCAUGGCAACUACAACACUGAGUCCUUCCUGACAGCCCAGAGGAACUUUGUGCAGAGCUGUGCUGGUUACUGCCUGGUGUGCUACCUCCUGCAGGUCAAGGACAGGCACAAUGGGAACAUCCUGCUGGAUGCAGAUGGCCACAUCAUCCACAUCGACUUCGGCUUCAUCCUCUCCAGCUCCCCCAGGAACCUCGGCUUUGAGACCUCUGCCUUCAAGCUCACCACAGAGUUUGUGGAUGUGAUGGGGGGGCUGGAUGGGGACAUGUUCAACUACUACAAGAUGCUGAUGCUGCAGGGGCUGAUCGCUGCCCGGAAGCACAUGGACAAAGUGGUGCAGAUCGUGGAGAUCAUGCAGCAAGGCUCCCAGCUGCCCUGCUUCCACGGCUCCUCCACCAUCCGCAACCUGAAGGAGCGCUUCCACAUGAGCAUGACGGAGGAGCAGCUGCAGCUGCUGAUCGAGCAGCUGGUGGACGGCAGCAUGCGCUCCAUCACCACCAAGCUCUACGACGGCUUCCAGUACCUCACCAACGGCAUCAUGUGAGG